This is a messenger RNA of Hyposmocoma kahamanoa, 1087 nucleotides long. RefSeq names its product nudC domain-containing protein 3. The transcript is spliced from 5 exons. Lineage: Eukaryota; Metazoa; Arthropoda; Insecta; Lepidoptera; Cosmopterigidae. Bases 35 to 1087 code for a protein of 350 amino acids. Gene Ontology annotation, cellular component: cytoplasm. Gene Ontology annotation, biological process: protein folding. The record is from RefSeq and is a predicted model, not a curated record.
UACCAAUAACUUGAAACAAAAUUGACAAAAAACAAUGUCAGUUAUUAACGGAAAAUAUGAUGAAGUUCUAACAUCCAUUCUCGUGGAUGAGAAAUCAAUUCUCGGCUUCCUGUCUACAAUAUUCAAUUUCUUGGCUAGACGAACUGACUUCUACUAUAUACCACAAGGGCCGCAUGAGAACAUGGGUUUCCCUCCGGGCGUUGCCGAAGAACUGGUCGUUAAGGUCCUUCGGUCUUGCGACCCUAAAAACUGGAAGCCACCAAACGGAGCUACAAAGUCUACAGACAUAAAUAAUGAGAUUAUGUGUUCAACAGUAGCUCAGGAAGUCGAGGUCAUUGCUGAUGAAAUGGAAAAUAUUGAUAUUGACCCAGUAAAAACAGAAGAAACCAUUGUAGAUCACAAUGAAGUACAGGAAAGUGUACCUUUAGACAAUCCGCUCCCUACUUCUGCUGGUAUAUCAACUGAAGUUCUACCGUCUAGUACUCAUGAUGUCGAUAUGCCUAAAUCUGAUCCAGCAAAUGGUAUCAUACCACCAAUAAUUCCAACUCAGAAGAACAGUGAGACUUAUAAUGGUGCUGAGAGGGGAAGCUAUUCUUGGUCUCAGACUAUUACAGAGUUAGAUGUAACAGUGAAACUGCCACCAGAAAUAAAAUCCUCUAAAGAUGUCAGGGUAACAAUCAACCCUGGUGACCUCAGUGUGAUCUGCCAUAAUGGCGACAUAUUGAUCAAGGAUACUCUGCUUGCCAAAAUCAAAACCUUGGAGAGUUUCUGGAGCAUCAGUGGAGGAAAGCUAUUAAUACAUUUAGAGAAAGUCCAAGAGAGAUGGUGGAAUAAAUUGUUGAGCAAAGAAGAAGAACUAGACCUGUCCAAAAUAGACUGUUCCAGAGAUCUGUAUGAUCUGCCUGAUGAUCACAUACAGAAGGUCAGGGAAAUCCAGUGGAAUCAAGAACAGAAAAUGAAAGGUUUGCCAACAAGUGAUCAGGUCCGUAAUCUGGAGAUGCUCAAGAAAGCCUGGAAUGCCGAAGGAUCUCCAUUUAAAGGAAAAGAAUUUGAUCCGACUGUGUUACAAAAUCAAAUUAGCAUGUAA